UACUGUCACGUCGCGUUUCUUAUUGAAAAGCUAUACCAUCUCAAAGAGAAAUCGUGUUUCUUUCAUUUGGAGUUGAGCAUAUUCAGGGAUCUGUUUACUUAUUUCAUUUCAGUUUCAAUCGUUUUCAUCAUUUACGAAAGCCAGCUUCGAUGUCGGUACGGACAGUGAAAAUCUGCAAUGUCUCCUUAAGUGCAACAGCACAAGACAUCAAGGAAUUUUUCUCAUUUUCUGGUGAAAUCGAAUAUGUUGAGAUGCAGAGUGAGAAUGAGCGGUCUCAAAUUGCAUAUGUUACUUUCAAGGAUGCUCAGGGGGCAGAGACUGCACAACUUCUUUCGGGAGCAACAAUAGUUGAUCUAUCUGUCGCCAUAACUCUAGCUCCAGAUUACCAGUUGCCACCUGGUGCUUCAGCUCCACCUGCACCAAAGGAAACCAAAGCUCCUAGUGGUGCUGAAUCUGUGGUACAAAAAGCAGAAGAUGUUGUUAGCAGCAUGCUUGCCAAGGGUUUUAUCUUGGGCAAGGAUGCCCUUGACAAAGCAAAGGCCUUCGAUGAAACGCAUCAGUUCACUUCCACAGCCACUGCCAAGGUUGCUUCACUAGACAAAAAGAUAGGGCUUACUGAGAAAAUAACCAUGGGCACAUCUGUUGUCAACGACAAAGUCAGGGAAAUGGACCAGAAAUUUCAAGUUUCUGAAAAGACAAAAUCUGCCUUUGCAGCUGCUGAACAAACGGUCAGUACUGCUGGGUCUGCCAUCAUGAAGAACCGGUAUAUACUCACUGGGGCGUCAUGGGUAACUGGGGCCUUCAAUAAUGUUGCUAAGGCAGCUGGGGGAGUUGGGCAGAAAACGAAAGAGAAGGUUGACAUGGCCGAGGAGGAACACAAAAGAGAAAUGGUGAGCGAUUUUGCUAAGGUACAUCUGGACGAGUCUCCGAAAGCUGAGGCAGACAAGAAGCCGACCAAACCUGGGCCUGCACCUGCGGAAGGAUUGAUCCUUUGAGUGGCUGAAAUUCUGUAAAUAUCUUUGUCUAGGCUUUUUGGAAUAUUACUUUCUUUCUUUGUUUAGUUUCCAAGUAUUAUUAAUGUAGAACAGGCUAUCCCUAUUGUUGGAUGUUAAUUCUAUAAAGGACUUUAAGCAUCGACUU
Molecule: messenger RNA, 1140 nt
Organism: Telopea speciosissima
Lineage: Eukaryota; Viridiplantae; Streptophyta; Magnoliopsida; Proteales; Proteaceae
Product: binding partner of ACD11 1-like
Exons: 5
Coding region: 150-995 (281 amino acids)
Molecular function (GO): RNA binding
Source: RefSeq, a predicted model, not a curated record